GUAAAACAGUCUGGUUCUCCGUGACAGCUCAGACAAUAUGCUUGAGAUACACACAGAAGGAGCAAAUACCCAAGAGUUUGCACACACACUCAUGGUUGAGAUGGUCCACUGAAAGCUAACCCCUGGUGGACACUGAAUACAACUGCAGAACAAAAAUGAACAAGCUUGCAAAGGCUCUGUAUGACAACACUGCAGAGUGUGCAGAUGAGCUGGCCUUCAGAAAAGGGGAUAUCAUCACAGUGAUGGAUCAGAACGUGGCUGGCACAAGUGGAUGGUGGAUGUGUUCUCUUUAUGGACGGCAAGGCUUGGCCCCUGCAAACAGACUGCAGCUUUUACCACAAAAAACUGGACCCGUUGUAGGCUCCUUAAGCUAUGUCACAGAAAACCCCACAUUAAUUGAUGAUAAAAAUAAUAACAGUGCCCAAAAUAUCUAUCAGAUCCCAAGUGUUCCCCGAGCCUCCAGCAGUCAAGCUUAUGAAUGCAUGGACAUAAUCUACACGGUUCCGUCCUCUCCUCUAUCAGCUUCAAAAAGCCCAUCAGCACUUAAGCACAGCACAGAAGGACAUGAGCCUUCAUUCUCAAGCAUGGCGUCCAGUCCAAAAGGGGAGGUUUACGAUGUCCCAAGCCAAUCAAGAAGAGCUUCUCUUUUCACUGUUCCAGCUACUCCAAGACACAUGCCACGAAAAUACUCACUCCUUCCAAAUUCUGAGCUGGAGAAAAGUUUUGACUCACUGGAGAGUUUAAGGUGUAGCAGUCCAGGAGACUCUUAUGUGUAUGCAGUUCCACCACCUUUGCACCUGGACCCAAACUAUGACAUACCCGUUCCCUCUGCCACAACAGAAGAGGCCCAACAGAAAAUCAUCAGUGGAUACAGCACCCUUCUCAACCCAAAGAAGCCUGAGUGGAUUUAUGAUGUGCCAGUGGGUCCUGAGAAACAAAGUCCACCCAAAGGCCCCUAUGAUACCAUGCCCUCCAAAGCUGUUUGUAGGCAGCUUUAUGACACUCUUCCAGCACAUGCUUGGAACAUUCAAAGAAGCAGUCCAACUGCCUCCUUAUAUGAUGUACCAAAAUCCAAUUCUUUUGACUUUCAAAGUCCACCCAAAGUGUUGCCAAGAGUCCCAAUUUCUGAAAAGCCGCCUACACAGAGGCUUACAGAAGAGUUAGGUCAUGCAGUUCCACCUCAGGAAGAAACCCUCAACCAAGUUCACAGUGAUCCCCCUACAGAUCAUAUACCCCUUGAGUGCAGGGGCGAAUCAAGCAACACUCAUGAACUCAAAAGGGUGCGUCUUCAGAGAAUGAGAAACUUCCUGGCCUGUACAUCUUUCCAUGAUCUUCAAGGAAACAGGGAAUCACUGGUGCAUGACGAUGAAGAGCGCAGUAGAACCUUACGUCUCUCUGCAGCAGACAGUCAAAGGAUCAGCACGGCCUCUAGCUCCUCCACCAGCUCCUGUGACUCUCUGGCUCUCAGCUCGUCUUCUCCUGAGCCUCUGCGAGAAGUGACACUCAGCCAGGAGGAGGCCUGCCGCAGACUUCUGGACCUGCAGGAGUCUAUUUGCAGGGCUGUGCCCUGUCUCAUGGACUUUGUCAGCAGUCACUGGAGGAGCAAAGUGCAUCUGGAGAAACACCUGAAAGAGAUCAAAGAAGCAGCGCAAGAGAUUACACGUUCCGUGACACUCUUCCUGAACUUUGCCCUUGACAUUAAGGGCAAUGCCUGCCGUUUGACCGAUGCCAACCUUCAGACAAGGCUCUAUAAACAGCUGUCCAUUGUAGAAGACUCAGGCGUGAUCCUCCAACAAACUGUAAGUGCUCUGAACAUGGCUGGAUGGUCUCUCAACACACUCUGUCAGGACCUGGGGCAGGUCCAGACACCUGACCAACUGGAGCGCUUCGUUAUGGUGGCACGCACUGUUCCAGAGGACGUCAAGCGCCUGGUGUCUAUCAUCAACGCCAAUGGCAAGCUUCUUUUCAGAGCCCCUCAGAAAGAUCCAGAACCUAUUAACACUACAGGUCAACCAAGUGAACAAGGAGGGGGCUUAGUGGAUGAUGAAAACGACUAUGUAGAGUUACAGACUAAGAUUGACUUUGAAAAGCAGCAGAAGGAAGUGCAAAAGGAACCAAAACAAAAUAUCCCACCAGUCUCUAACAAGGCACAGGCUGAUAACACUGAGUCUGGCAGUGGCACGGAAGAACAUCGACCAUCCACCCUAUCUGAGCAUUGCCGACUUUACUUUGGUGCUCUCCAGAAGGCCAUUGGGGGAUUUGUGGAAAGUCUCCGAGAUGGCCAGCCACCAGAAAAAUUCAUCUCGCAAAGUAAGCUGGUAAUCAUGGUUGGCCAGAGACUGGUGGACACUAUGUGCAGGGAGGCACAACGUGGAGGUUCCAGCCAGAGCCUUCUGUGCAAGAGUAACCACCUGUGUGCUCUCCUGAAGCAGCUAGCUGUGGCCACAAAGAGGGCAGCAUUGCACUUCCCAGAUAAGAAGGCUCUGCACGAGGCCCAAGAGUUUGCAAAAGAGCUGGCCCAAAGAGCACAACAUUUUCGAAUAUCUCUUGACCUCUGAGAGAGCACAUAUCAAGAAUAUUCAUUUGUUUAUCCAGCAAAAGACACUGCUUUAUUCUUUAGUCAAAAAUUGGUUUCUUUUUUCAGCCAUUUCCUAUUUGACCAUGUUCAGGCUCCACUAGCCAAAACUUCAUUGCUUGAGAAGUUCAGAAUGUUGCUAUCACAAUGAAAAUUGUUAAUAAUGGAGGAGCAGAAAAUAUGAAGUUGUAUCUGUACUAAAGCAACAAACUUUAACAGUUUGGAAAUAAAUUGCACAGGAUAAUGUACUCAAGCUUAUUUGAAAAUAUAAUUUUAGAUAUAAAGAAUGAGAUAUAAUUUGUUUUUAGAAUUUUGAAUAAUUUUAUAUUCUUCAAAUACUAUUUGUUAUGUGGAUGUUUAUGUAUUUUAUUACUUUAUUGUGUAAGAUGUAUAUGCUCCAGGGUAGUAGUUUGAUUGUCUACUUUUUGUGAAUAUGUAAAUAAUCUAAAACAUGUUUUGCAUUCCCAAACUUUUCUAGACAAAAGACUACGGCACAUAUUGAUUUUUAUUGAUAUUAAAAUUGGAAAA
Molecule: messenger RNA, 3103 nt
Organism: Acanthopagrus latus (yellowfin seabream)
Lineage: Eukaryota; Metazoa; Chordata; Actinopteri; Spariformes; Sparidae
Gene: cass4
Product: Cas scaffold protein family member 4
Exons: 7
Coding region: 156-2558 (800 amino acids)
Biological process (GO): cell migration; cell surface receptor protein tyrosine kinase signaling pathway
Cellular component (GO): cytoplasm; plasma membrane
Molecular function (GO): protein binding
Source: RefSeq, a predicted model, not a curated record